This is a messenger RNA of Necator americanus (New World hookworm), 1074 nucleotides long. RefSeq lists its product as uncharacterized. The record is from RefSeq and is a predicted model, not a curated record. The transcript is spliced from 2 exons. Bases 1 to 1074 code for a protein of 357 amino acids. Lineage: Eukaryota; Metazoa; Nematoda; Chromadorea; Rhabditida; Ancylostomatidae.
AUGGCGACUAAGACUAUCCAUGAGAACUCGCAAUUCCAGAAGCCCUCUUUUCUACGCUGGACGUGGGAGUCACCCGGUGGAGGGUACCGUAAUGAAGUAGACCACAUCAUCGUCAAUAAAAGGUUCUGCCUUACGGACGUCGCUGUUGUACCAAAGUUCUAUACGGGAUCGGACCAUCGCCUCCUCGGAGGAAGAUUUUCCUUCACAAGGAGAGAAGAGAAAGCCGCCACGCUCAGAGAGCGAAAUCCCAGAACUAUCAUUAACUGGAAUCUCUUCGCUAUGCUAGCCGGCUUUUGGGAAGAUUCCGCAAUGGACAACACCGACGAGAGUUUUAAAGCCACCAAGAGGCGCUUGUCUCUUGAAACUCUUGAGCUGAUACGCCAGCGUGGAGCAGCAGGAGCCGCAGGGAACCAAGAACUCACGUCCGAGCUCGCAAGGCUUUGCAGAGAGGCGGUAAUAGAAGACCUUAAAGAGAGAAGAGCAGAAGUGCUGGCUGAGGCUGCAGAGGCGGGGAAAAGCAUCCGCCAUGCCCGUCGAGACUUCGCCAGUCGCAAGACGAAGAUGACUGCUCUCUGGAACCCGAAGGGAACAACCAUUGCAUCGAGAAGUGGGAUGGAGAAAAUCAUCUACGACUUCUACUCUGAUCUCUUCGACAGCCAUGUCCACUUGCCUGCUCACUAUCUGAGGGAAGAAGGACAUGUCAUUCCAGAGGUUCUUCCGUCCAAAAUACGACAUGCUGUCAUGUCGGUAAGAAAUCGUACGGCACCCGGUCUCGACAGAAUAAGACCAGGACACCUGAAGAACCUUCUGCCAGUACUCAUCAACAACCUGGCAAGGCUCUUUACACGUUACCUGUCGGAAUGCAAUGUUCCAAAGCAGUGGAAGACCAGCAAGACCGUGCUGCUGUAUAAAAAAGGAGAUCCACAUGACAUCGACAACUAUCGCCCAAUCUGCUUACUGUCCGUCAUCUACAAGCUCUUUAUAAGAGUGAUCCUUAAUAGGAUUGAAAAAGUCUUGGAUGAAGGACAGCCAUGCGAGCAAGCAAGGGUUUCGAAAAGGAUUCAGCACGAUUGA